CCACACGACACACACACUUGCAAAUAUACGCACAUGCAUGCACGCAGGAGUUUGUUGUGUCGCGUCGCGCUAAAUCUACGAAACGAACGAAAAAAUGUUAAAAAUUCUGUGCUUGCGCUCAAUGUAAUUUCCAAUUGGCGAUCAAUCCCUAAAUAGUGAAAAAUAUGUCCAAUUGGCUUGAGAUCGACUUAAUUGUGAAUAAAUAUAAUUGACAUUUCGAUACAUACACAAACACAUACAUGCAAACAUCUCUGCGAAGGGGGCAGAACACUGAAAAACUGGUAUAUAAAAGACGACGCCAAAUGAAAAAGACAGCGCGCGCGAGCGAGAGAGAUAAAACAGUAGUAGUAUACUUCGGGUAUUAUUUUUUACUAAUAGCCAAUUGCAUUGGUAAAACGAAAAUUUGCCCAAAAUCAACGACACGACAUUAUCUCUAACGUAAUGUCACAACACAAUAAUCAACCGCAUUCGCAUUCGCAUCAGCAUCAACAACAACAUCUCCACUACUAUCAGCAGCAGCAGCAACAUCAGCUACAGCAACAACAGCAACAACACCAGCAGCAUCAGCAUUUACAACAUAAACAAAUACAGCAGCACAGUUGGUACUCACAUGUUGCUUCCUACCCGCCCCAACAGCCGCACCCGUAUGCGACACCCUGCAAGAGCGGCAACAACAACAACAAUAACAUUAUGAAUGCAUACGGAGCGGGUGGGACGCACUAUUACGGGGCUGCUACUGCUACUGCUGCUGCGGGGGUGGGAUAUAACCUUGAAGCUAAUACUGUGGCCUAUGCGCACAACCAGCUGCUGCAAUACCAGCAAGAACAACAACAACAGCAGCAACAUCAACAACAGCAGCAACAUCAACAACAGCACACCAGUCAACGCUCGUAUAUGCCGCACAGCAUAAUGCACAGCUCCUAUCCAUAUAUUAAGAGCGAGCCAUUGGAGCUGCCCGACGAAAGACAACGCCAUCAACAACAUCAAACGCACCAGCAGCAGCAGCCGCAGCAUCAACAGCAACAGCAGCACCUACAACAACAUUUUCAAAAUCCAAUGGCACCGCCGCCAGCACCCGCCUCCAAUCGCCACACGCUUGAUGCUAGCGGCGAAAUGAUAAUAAAAUCGGAGCCCAUUGACGAACAUGCGUUCAAGUCCAACUAUAUUGAUGAUAAUACGCCCUUUGCCGAUUUUAGUAAAUUUCCCGAAUUCGGCGACGAAAUGCUGAGUCCAAAGAUGGAGCUAACUGUAAAAGAUGAUGCCUAUGGCAACCAAAAGAAUCCGCUCAGCUUUCCUCGCCGAAAGCUGCAAACGGAACGUUCCUCGGAGAGCCUGCCCAUCUGCCAACGCUGCAAGGAGGUGUUCUUUAAGAAACAAAUCUAUUUGCGGCAUGUGGCCGAGAGCAGUUGCACGAUCCAAGAGUACGACUACAAGUGCAAUAUCUGUCCCAUGUCCUUCAUGGGCGCCGAGGAUAUACAGAAGCACAAGCAACUGCACCGCGCUGACAAGUUCUUCUGUCACAAAUACUGUGGCAAGUACUUUGACAAUAUUGCCGAUUGCGAGUCGCAUGAGUACAUGGAACACGACUACGACAGCUUUGUUUGCAAUAUGUGCUCAAUGACAUUUCCUACGCGCGAACAGCUUUACGCCCAUUUGCCGCAGCACAAGUUUCAGCAGCGCUUCGAUUGCCCGAUUUGCCGCUUAUGGUAUCAAACCGCGCUCGAGUUGCACGAGCAUCGCCUAGCGGCCCCAUACUUUUGCGGCAAGUACUAUGCAGCAGCACAUCAGCAACAGCAGCUGUCGGAGCAGAGCAACUACAAACUGCAGGAUUGCCACAUGGGUACGAUAGAGAUGACUGCGUCUCAGCAUAAAGCAAAUGCGUUGCCUGCCACGGCGGCGCUUAGUUCCUUGCUACAUCAGCGUCAAGCGAAUGCUGAUGGUGGCGCCUCCCUCUUUAACUCUUCCUUGAAGAACGAGCCGAGUGUUAAGCUGGAGCGAAGCUACAGCAACUCGACCAGCGAGUCCGGAUAUAGCAUGCACGACAACAGCGGCUACAACAAUGCAUAUGGGAGCGACAACUCGCUGCAUGCGAGCGGCGUUGCAAUCGGUGGACCGCAGGCACAUUCCUCCACGCUGGAUGAAUCGGAAGAUGCGCUGUGCUGCGUGCCAUUGUGUGGAGUGCGCAAAAGCACCAGCCCAACUCUGCAGUUCUUCACGUUUCCCAAGGACGAGAAGUAUCUGCAUCAAUGGCUGCACAAUCUCAAAAUGUUUCACAUACCUGCGUCGAGCUAUGCCAGUUUUCGCAUUUGUAGCAUGCAUUUCCCGAAGCGUUGUAUAAAUCGCUAUUCGCUGUGCUAUUGGGCAGUGCCCACGUUCAACCUGGGCCACGACGAUGUCGCAAAUUUGUAUCAGAAUCGAGAGUUGACCAACACAUUUACCACCGGAGAGGUGGCUCGGUGCAGCAUGCCCAAUUGCACGAGCCAGCGUGGCGAAAGUAAUCUCAAGUUUUACAAUUUUCCGAAAGACAUCAAGAGUCUGAUCAAAUGGUGCCAGAACGCACGUCUGCCCGUCCAGGCCAAAGAGCCGCGUCACUUCUGCAGUCGGCACUUCGAGGAGCGUUGCAUUGGCAAAUUCCGACUGAAACCCUGGGCUGUACCUACGCUCCAUUUGGGAGCUCAGUAUGGCAAGAUUCAUGACAAUCCGAAGAAUCUGUAUGUUGAGGAGAAACGUUGCUGCCUGAACUUUUGUCGCCGCAGUCGCUCCUCGGACUUCAAUAUGUCGCUUUACCGGUUCCCCAGAGAUGAGGUAUUGCUGCGUCGCUGGUGCUAUAACUUGAGACUCGACCCGGCAGUGUAUCGUGGAAAAAAUCACAAAAUUUGCAGUGCUCACUUUAUUAAGGAAGCCCUCGGGUUACGGAAAUUGUCGCCAGGCGCUGUGCCAACUCUACACCUGGGCCACAAUGACACCUUCAACAUCUACGAAAAUGAACUGUGGCCUCCUCCCACGGCCUCGACGCCCACCCAUCAUAAUCAUCAUCAGCAACAACAGCUGCAACAACACCACAUGCAGCAGCAUCAACAGCAGCUGCCGCAGCAGCAGGUUCAUCACAAAUAUCAGAGGCACUCUGCUGCGUCCACUUCCUCGUCGGCCAGCUCUACAUCCCACUAUGUAGAUCCGGAGCUAAGUGCCUCCUACAUGGCCAUGGGCAUGGGCUCUGGCAACUCAUCCUCUGGGCUGAAUGUGAGCGACAGCAUGGACGUCUGCUGUGUGCCCAGCUGCGAAAGCAAGCGACACAACAAUGAGAACAUCACAUUCCAUACGAUACCUAGGCGCCCGGAGCAGAUGCGCAAAUGGUGUCACAAUCUGCGUAUACCCGAGGACAAGAUGCACAAGGGCAUGCGCAUAUGCAGCCUGCAUUUUGAGCCCUAUUGCAUUGGCGGCUGCAUGCGUCCGUUCGCGGUGCCAACGCUGCAUUUGGGCCACGACGAAGAGGACAUUCAUCGCAAUCCGGAUGUAAUCAAGAAGCUGAACAUACGCGAGACCUGUUGCGUGGCAGUGUGCAAACGCAAUCGGGAUCGGGACCACGCCAAUCUGCAUCGUUUUCCCAGCAAUGUGGCGCUGCUAACCAAAUGGUGUGCCAAUUUGCAGCGCACUGUUCCGGAUGGGAUCAAACUCUUCAACGAUGCUAUUUGCGAGGUUCAUUUCGAGGAACGGUGCUUACGUAAUAAGCGGCUAGAGAAGUGGGCAGUGCCCACUCUUAUGCUCGGCCACGAUAACAUUCCCUAUCCUCUUCCCACUCCAGAGCAGGUGGCCGAGUUCUAUGCUCGACCAAGUGCUCCAAACAAUGGCGAAGAACAGGGUGAAUGCUGUGUGGAGACCUGUAAGCGCAAUCCCAGCGUGGAUGACAUCAAGCUCUAUCGACCGCCGGAGGAGUCCCAAGUGCUGACCAAAUGGGCGCAUAAUCUGCAGAUAGACAUCGCUCAGCUGCCUUCCAUGCGGAUCUGCAAUCUACACUUCGAAGCUCACUGCAUAGGCAAGCGAAUGCGUCCGUGGGCCAUACCCACGCUCAAUCUUGCCACUAAUGUAGAGAAUCUCUUUGAGAACCCCGAGCAGCAGAUGCUGUACAAGCGCCGCACCUCCCAUCUUAGCGUGCAAAGAGAAGGAAGUGGUGGAAGCAUUACCAAGCCCACCUGGGUGCCACGCUGCUGUCUGCCCCACUGCCGCAAGGUGCGCGCUUUGCACAACGUCCAGCUAUAUCGGUUUCCCAAACUCAAUCGCGCCACGUUGGCAAAGUGGGCGCACAAUCUGCAAGUUCCGAUGGUUGGAAGUGCUCAGAGACGUCUGUGCUCCGCGCACUUUGAGCCUCAUGUCCUUAGCAAGAAGUGCCCAGUGCCGCUAGCGGUGCCUACGCUCGAUCUCAAUACUCCACCAGGCUACAAGAUUUACCAGAACCCAGCCAAGAUCAAAGCAAACAAGCUGUGCAUGCAACGCGUCUGCAUUGUGGAGAGCUGUCGUCGGCAGCGUGGUCAGGGUGUCCAGCUCUUCCGGCUGCCCCACAACCCCACCCAGCUGCGCAAGUGGAUGCACAACAUACGCAUGCGACCGCGCGGUGCCAUGCGACAACAGUACCGCAUCUGCUCGCGGCACUUUGAGACGCACUCGUUCAAUGGCAAGCGCUUGAGUACUGGCGCCAUUCCGACUCUCGAGCUGGGCCAUCAGGACGACGACAUCUAUCCGAAUGAGGCGCAGUCGUUUGUCGAGGAGCACUGCGCUAUCGAGGGCUGUAACGCCUCCAAGGAUCAGCCGGAUGUGCGGCUCUUCCGGUUCCCCAACGACGACGAGGAUCUGCUGUGGAAGUGGUGCAACAAUCUGAAGAUGAAUCCAAUUGAUUGCAUUGGCAUGCGCAUCUGCAACAGGCACUUCGAGCCCGAUUGUAUUGGUUCCAAGCAUCUCUACAAGUGGGCCAUUCCCACGCUGAUGCUUGGACACGACGAUGUCCAGAUUGAGCUGAUAUCCAAUCCGAAGCCGGAAGCUCGUUACGUAGACCCAGUGUUUAAGUGCUGCGUUCCCACCUGUGGCAAGACUCGCAAAUUCGAUGAGGUGCAGAUGAAUAGCUUUCCCAAGGAUCCGGUCCUCUUCGAGCGCUGGCGCCACAAUCUCCGACUCGACCAUCUCAAUUUCAAGGAGCGCGAGCGCUAUAAGAUUUGUAAUGCUCAUUUUGAAGACAUAUGCAUCGGCAAGACGCGUCUCAAUCUAGGCUCCAUACCUACACUGGAGUUGGGACACGACGAGACGGAAGACCUGUACCGUGUGAAUCCCGAUGAGCUGCAGAGCAAUAUGUUUGGACGGCACCAGCGCGUGGGUAUUAAACAGGGGGAGCACUUUACUAGACAGGUGAAGUUCAAGCGAUCCACGCCCCAGCUCACGUGCUGUGUUCGCAGCUGUCCACGCAACAAAUGGGUAGAAAGCGGAGCUCGUUUGUUUCCCUUUCCCACGGGCAAGCAACAGCAGAACAAGUGGCGUCAUAAUCUCCGACUAAAAGCUGGCGAAGUGGAUAGGACGACACGUGUUUGCAGCGCCCAUUUCAAUCGCCGCUGCAUUGAUGGCAAACAGCUAAGAGGAUGGGCCAUGCCCACACUGCAGCUGGGCCACCAGGAGACGAACAUUUAUGAGAAUCCAAAGAACAUCCCGGGCUUCUUUACUCCCACCUGUGCGUUGGCCCAUUGUCGCAAAAGGCGGAGCAUUGACAAUGAUUUGCGCACCUAUCGCUAUCCGCGCAAUGAGGAGCUGCUUGAGAAGUGGCGUGUGAAUCUCCGCCUCGCACCAGAUCAAUGUCGCGGUCGCAUAUGUGCGGAUCAUUUUGAACCCAUGGUGCGUGGAAAGCUAAAGCUAAAGACGGGGGCAGUGCCGACGCUGAAGCUGGGCCACGAUGAGGGCGUAGUCUUCGACAACGAGGCUAUUAAGGCAGGCCUGCAGCAGCAGGAGGAGGAAGAGGAGCAUGAAGGUGGAGAGGUGGCGAACAGCUUGGACUCGCUUGUUAGGGUGAAGAACGAGCUAAAUGAAGAGGAUCAGUCAAUGGCAAACGACGAGCAGACAGAAGAACAGGAUGAUGAUGACGAGGAGCAGACGAAUCAUCAAUCAGAAGAAGAGGAGCAGCAAGAGCAUGGCUACUUUGAUCCCUUGGAGCUUGUAGAGACUUUUGCAGAGCAGCACAGCGAAGAUGAACAGCUCUACAAUAACGAAGAUGACGAGGUUGAUGACAACAUGGAAGAGGAGGAUAUACCCGGCAACGAUGAUGAGCUGUUGCUCCCCGAUACUCUACCUAUUCAAAUAGCUCUUCCUCCGAGACGUCAAAAGAGAACUGUGAAUAAUGUGACGCCCAUAUGCUGCCUUAAGCACUGCCGUAAGGAGCGUACUGCUACCCAUCAGCUAAGCACCUUCGGCUUUCCCAAGGAUCCGCAGCAACUGUUCAAAUGGAGUGCAAACCUGCAAAUAGAUAUAGACGAUUGUGUUGGGCGCGUUUGCAUUGAGCACUUCGAGGCGGAGAUGUUAGGCACGCGCAAGCUGAAGCAAAACGCUGUGCCCACCUUGAAUUUGGGCCAUGAUACACCCCUUAGCUAUCGUUGCAAUGGCCAAGCUGCGGACAUCCAUGAUGCGCAAUCACAGCAGCAUUCGGUUUUUCGGCUUUGGAGCCUGAAACACUGUCGCAAAAGGAAAGAUUUGUUCACGACGCCAACGACGCCAACGACGCCAACGACGCCAACGACGCCAACGACGACAACGACGCCAACGACGCCAACGACGACAGCGACGCCAACGACGACAGCGACGCCAACGACGCCAACGACGACAGCGUCGCCAACGACACCGGCGACGCCAGCGACGACAACGACGCCAGCGACGACAACGAUGCUAGCGACGACAACGAUGCCAAUGACGCCAGCGGUGACAACGACGACGACGACAAUGCCGGAAAAGUCGCCAACGACAACGACGACGACACUGACGGAAGCGUUCCCAACGACAACGACGAUGACGACGACGACGACAGCAAAUCUAGCAGCGAUGACGACUAAGCGCGUGUGCUGCGUGUCCAGUUGUGGAAAGGAAUGGCAGCUGCAUGCCGCUAACCUGCGACGCAUGCCAAGAGAUCGUUUGUUGCUGCGCAAGUGGCUGCACAAUUUAAAGCUGCCUACCAAUUUGAACCACAACCAGACGUAUGUGUGCGAGGAUCAUUUCGAGGAUCAGGCAGUGUUGCCCACCUUGCGCCUAGGCCAUACGGAUAGUAACAUUUAUCGUAGCCACAACUCAAUCAAUGGCAUUGGCUGCCUGGUGCCCAGCUGUCCAUGUGCUCGCCUCUCUCGUGGCUACCCCCUGCCCGAGCAUCCCCAAGUGCGAGAGGCGUGGCUGCAGUGGCUGCAAUUACCGCCUCGUUCUCCACAAACGUCGAGCCACGAGCAGCUGUGCAUCAUGCACUACAUGCAGCUGUUCGAGCAGGUGCCGUUGCCGGAGCAGUUACCUGAGAUAGUGCUGUGCGAGCUAAGGGAAACGUACGAGCUCAUCGCCACAUCCACCAUUGCCAUGGAGCUGCGCUGUUCAGUGCCCGGCUGCCAAACCAAAUUCACAGACAAAGUGCAUCUCACCAGGCUUCCAACAUGCCAACGUACCCGCGCCAAGUGGCUGCACAAUACGAAAAUUGACUACGAUCCGGAUCGCGAGCGCUCCUAUCGCAUCUGCUUACGGCACUUCGAGCCCCAUACCCUGGGCGCAGUGCGUCCUAGGCUAGGAGCGGUGCCUACACUGCACCUCAACCACAACGACCCGGAUAUUUAUAAGAAUCUCAAGCUGGAAGACAACGCUGAUGGCGCACUAACCCAGCAAGGUGUGCCUCUUGAAAUGCCGCUACGAAUCAAGACGGAGCUACCGCUUUACCUCUCCGUCAGUCCGACGGCCAGCGCGAGCGGAAGUCCAAGUCCUCGGGGUAAGCUGCGCACCUGUUGCAUUGCCAGCUGUGGCCAGCAGGAGAACGCACUCACCCAUCUGUUUCGCUUUCCCACUAUCGAGACUGCGCUGCGCAAGUGGCUGGUGAACACGCAGCAGCAGCCGCGUCUCGUGGAUACACAGCAUCUGUUUGUGUGCCAGGAACACUUCGAGCCAGACGCCAUUUACAAGAGGCAGUUGCGCAGCUGGGCGGUGCCGACGCUGAAGCUGGGUCACGAUGGUCAUAUCAUACCCAAUGCUCGGCACAAUGGCAACAUUGCUGACAACAAGGAGGAUAGGCAGGCGCUGCAGUACAUCUAUGCGAACUUCUGCUCCGUUCUCACCUGCUUUCAGCAGCGCAGCGACCAGCUGCGCCUCUUUGCUUACCCUACGGAUCGGCCCACCCUGCGCCGAUGGGCUGCCAAUUGCAAGCAUCGUUCCAUGCAGGCCAGCAGCGAUGGAUUUCAGGUGUGCCAGUCUCAUUUCGCGGACGACUGCUUCGACCCUGAAUCUGGGCAACUGAAGGAGGAUGCUGUGCCCACUCUCGAACUGAGCCGACCCAUCUACGAGAUGCGCUGCUUAGUCAAUGGCUGCGUUAUGGAGGAGGGUGCAAAGCGUCCUCGCCUAUUUAAAAUACCAAAGCGGACACAUCAGAUGGAGGAUUGGUGUCAUAACUUGCGCAUUGAUGCGGCGUCUUUGGUGGGCCAGGAGCCGCAUGUCUGUGAACGGCACUUCGAGGCGCACUGCUUCAAUGCGGACAAUCUGUUACGCCAAGCUGCACGACCCACACUUCAUUUGGGCCACGAUGACCUGCUAGAUGUGCUGCCCAAUCCGGCCAGCUGGGAGGAGGAAGCCCACGUAUGCGUUGUGCCCAGCUGUGGACGCUCGAAGGAUGCGGAUAACGUGCAGUUAUUCGGGCUGCCAAAGUCGAAGUUUCUAGUGGAGAAAUGGCUGCAGAAUUUCCGCCUCGAUCCUAACAAGGUUCCAGUGAAAGGCCGUCGCAUAUGCAGCGUGCACUUCGAGCCCAGCUGCAUAGACAGUGACCGUCUACGUGUAGGUGCCAUGCCUACACUCCACUUGGGACACGCUGAGACAGAUAACAUACACGAAAGCAUCAAAGAGCUGCCAAUGUCGGCUCGGUCCCGGCGUUUUCGUAUCCACUGCGACUGUUGCUACCCAGAUUGCGUGGAACUGCAAAAGGGCUUUCAGAAAAUUACCUACGAUUUGCCACAAGGGCUGGCACUGCGUGAAACAUGGCUGUCGUAUCUGGGAUUAGAGGAACUCGAUCAGCAGCAGCCGCUCAAACUCUGCCCGCUGCACUUGAUUAUGCUGUACGAGGAGUUCCCUGAAUCGGCGGAGGAGGAACUGCUCACAUCCAGCUACGAAGCUGCUCGCAACAGUGUGCGCAUUCGCAUCGCCAGCUGCGCUGUGCGUGGCUGCAGGACUCUAAGGCCUAGAGAUGAGCAUUGCCUGCACUUGUCGCCCACGCGCCGUGAUGUGCUCGAGCUGUGGCUGGACAACAUGCGGAUACCUUACAAUGAUAAUGAGCGUUACAAGUUUCGGGUGUGCGGCAGGCACUUCGAGUCCAAUUGCCUAGUGGAGAAGGCGCGACGACUAAAGUCCUGGAGUGUGCCUACGUUGGAGUUGCCAGAGCCACCAGUGCAUCAGAAUCCUACGGAGGAGCAGUGGCAACGCAUGAAUGAGCAACUAUCCGCACUGCAGGCAUUGGAAGCCAGUGUUGAGCUGAAUGAUAAGCAGAAGCAAAGGGAAAUGCGGAAUAUAAAAUAUGCGAUGCAUAAGCACGAAAUACUGGAGCAGGAGGACGACCAGGGGCAGGAGGACGAGCAGGAACAGGAAGAGUCGCAAAUCAAACUGGAAUCACAGCUCAAGCAGGAGCCUCUAUCUGUGUACGAAGAUGACUAUUAUGAAGAGCAGCCGCAAGAGAUGCAGGAGCUGGAGGUGCUACUCGAGGUGGGGCACGUAGAGAAGUGCACCACCUAUGAGCAGAUGGACACAGAGCCCUCCAUAAGUUAUGCCGAACAGCCGUCGCAUAAUCCUUCAGGUCCGUCACAUCCACUAGGUAGCGGAGCAGUAAACGGCAAUAGCUCUCGCUACAGCGCGAGGCAUUGCAGCGUGCGAGGUUGCAGUGUGACGGUGCUGGAUGUGGACGGCAAUCUGAAGUUGCACAAGUUUCCCACAUCGAUAGAUGCUAUGGAGAAGUGGAUGCACAAUACCCAGGUGAAUGUAGACAUCAACUUUGCGUGGCGCUUUCGCAUUUGCAGCUAUCAUUUUGUCCCUGAGUGCUUCAAUGGAUCGCGCAUUAGACGUGGAGCCAUGCCCACGUUGCGUUUGGGGUCCCGCCGUCCUGCGCGUAUCUAUGAUAACGAAUUCAAUGUUCAGCAGGAACCGACGGAAGCGAAUGCAGUGGAAGAGCAGUCUCUACUGCCUGUUGGGGACUCCACGCUUGACAUAAAAUUGCGCCUGCCCUGUCCCGCUCCGCCUCGCAAAUCCAGCAAGUUCUGUCAGAUCGACGGCUGCUCGAAUCAUCUGACCAGUGAAAAUUUAACACUUCACAAGUUCCCACACUCGGCGGACAUGUGCGCCAAGUGGCAGCACAACACGCAGGUGCCCUUCGAUCCAGAGUACCGUUGGCGCUAUCGCAUCUGCAGCGCACACUUUGAACCCAUCUGCCUGGGCAACAUGCGACUGAUGCAAGGCAGUGUGCCCACCCUGAAGCUGGGGCCCCGCGCACCUAAGCAGCUCUUUGACAAUGACUUUUUGGUCAUUGGCUUGCGCUCGGAUAAGGAUAUGCAUAGCGAACAAAACUUCACUGUAAAGCAUGAGCAAGCGCAGCCAUUCGAGGAGGAUGAUUCGGUGCAGGCACAGGAGCAGGAGGCGGAACAGGAACAGGACUUAAGUAUGCUAGAGCCACAACUCCAAUUGCAUGAAGGUCAGGAAGAGGUGGAGCAUGAGGACAAUUAUUUGAACUGCAAUAACAAUUGGAAUGAGCGCAGCAUUAAGCAGGAGAAGUGCAGCGACAACAGCUACUAUAAUCCGGUCAAGUCGGGCUAUGACAAGUGCUCCCUAAUCCAUUGUCAGCGCCAGCGCUCACAGCAUGGCGUGCACAUCUAUAAAUUUCCACGUUCCCGCCAGCUUCAGCAACACUGGAUGCACAAUUUGCGUAUCCGAUACGACGAACGGCGACCAUGGAAGACCAUGAUAUGCAGCGCGCACUUUGAGCCGCGAUGCAUACGACUAAGAAAGCUCCGUCCCUGGGCAGUGCCUACCUUGGACCUGGGCGAAAAUGUGCCGGAGCAACUCUACACGAACGAGCAAAGCCAGCAGCAGAUGGAGGUGGGUAGCGAAGGUGAGGCAGACGGCUAUGAUUAUGAUGUGGACGAUACUAUGUUGGAGGAUUACAACGAUGAUUACGAAGACAAUGGGUCGGAGCAGCUGCCUGCGGAACCACAGCUCAAACGAGAGCGUCCUUCACGCUGCGAUCCCUGCCCUCCUGGCCAGUUGCAGCCAUGGAAAAUAAAACAAUGCUGUUUGCCCCACUGUCGCAGGCCACGAGGCGAUGGCAUCAAACUCUUCCGACUGCCCAACAACAUUGGCGCCAUACGUAAAUGGGAGCAGGCGACAGGCAUGCGCUUUAUUCCAUCGCAGCGCAACACUAAGCUCAUCUGUAGCCGUCAUUUUGAUCCGCAACUGAUUGGCGUUCGUCGCCUUUUCACCAAUGCCGUGCCAACAAGGAAUCUUGGUCCAAAUAUUAAAGAGCCGGAGCUGCCUGAGUUGCCGGAAUGUACUCCACGCUGUUGCAUCACUGACUGCGAACACAAUGGAUUAGUCAAGCUGCAUAAGUUUCCAAGUGAUCCUUUGCUGCUUCAUCAAUGGUGCCAAGCCCUAGAUUUGCCGGAGGUACAACGCUACUCUGGUAAACACAUUUGUGCAGUCCAUCUACCUGCGAAGGCAUUCAGUUGCCUCAUUUGUGGCGUUGAGGAUGUGCAGCUGCCCAUGCAAGACUUCCCCGAUAACCGCAAUCAGCGAGUCAAGUGGUGCUAUAAUCUUAAAAUCGAACCCAUUGCCAAGUGGGACAAUACGAAACACAUCUGCUCUAAACACUUUGAGAGUUAUUGUUUCAUAGAGCCGGGUCGUCUGCUCCCGGACGCAAUGCCUACAUUGCAUUUGACGCACAAUGAUAACAACAUAUUUCUCAACGAGUAUGCUAUGAACAAUCCUAAGAUGCUCUGCAUCAAGGAUGAGCCCCUAGAAAGUGACGAUUUGAUGCUAUAACAGUAGCACUCUAAGCCGAAAGUAU
Drosophila arizonae is the source of this 12298-nucleotide messenger RNA. RefSeq lists its product as uncharacterized. The record is from RefSeq and is a predicted model, not a curated record. Lineage: Eukaryota; Metazoa; Arthropoda; Insecta; Diptera; Drosophilidae. Gene Ontology annotation, molecular function: sequence-specific DNA binding.